Messenger RNA from Quercus robur (English oak), 1219 nucleotides. Its product is annotated as agamous-like MADS-box protein FUL-L. Gene Ontology annotation, biological process: positive regulation of transcription by RNA polymerase II. Gene Ontology annotation, molecular function: protein dimerization activity; RNA polymerase II cis-regulatory region sequence-specific DNA binding; DNA-binding transcription factor activity, RNA polymerase II-specific. The record is from RefSeq and is a predicted model, not a curated record. Lineage: Eukaryota; Viridiplantae; Streptophyta; Magnoliopsida; Fagales; Fagaceae. Bases 327 to 1058 code for a protein of 243 amino acids. The transcript is spliced from 8 exons. Gene Ontology annotation, cellular component: nucleus.
UUCUCUCUCUGUGUUUGUGUGUGAGACUUUGUUCUCAUUCUUUCUUUUCUUGCCCAUAUAUACAUAGAAAGCCUUUUGCUUCAUAAUAUAUAUAACUAAAAUUCCUUCCACAAACACAAAAAUAGAAAGUUGCAAAUAUUGCACUAAAAACACUAAAUACGCACCCAGUUCCCUUCUUCGUUAAGCCUUUUUGUUUAUAAAAUGAACUCUCUUUAGGGUUUCUUGUAAAAAAUUCUUCUGCUUUUGAUUUCUUUCUUUUUUCCAUUGGUUGGAAAUUUUUUUUUUUUUUUGGGGUUGGGAAAAAGAAAAAGUGUACACAAAUUGAAAUGGGGAGAGGUAGAGUUCAGCUGAAGCGAAUCGAGAACAAAAUCAGCCGGCAAGUGACAUUUUCGAAGCGCCGGAGUGGGUUGCUGAAGAAAGCUCAUGAGAUCUCGGUGCUUUGCGACGCCGAGGUUGCUUUGAUUGUCUUCUCAACCAAAGGGAAGCUGUUUGAGUACUCCAGCGAUUCCAGCAUGGAGACUAUUCUUGAACGAUAUGAAAGAUAUUCAUUUGCAGAACGACAGCUUGUCGCCACUGAUUCUGAAACACAGGGAGGCUGGUGUAUGGAAUUUCCUAAGCUUACCGCUAGAGUGGAAGUCUUACAAAGGAACAUCAGGAACUUCAUGGGAGAAGAUCUCGAUCCCUUGAGUUUCAGAGAGCUUCAAAAUUUGGAACAACAGAUUGAUGCAGGUCUGAAGCGCAUACGAACAAGAAAGAAUCAACUCAUGCAUGAAUCUGUUAUGGAGCUGCAAAAGAAGGAAAAAUCCUUGCAGGAGCAAAACAAUUUGCUAGCGAAAAAGCUCAAAGAAAAUGAGAAGAACAUGCCUGAGCAAGCACACCAAGAGCAACCAAGCUUAGGCCUGCUAUCCCUACCGCAGCAGCCAAUGCCAUCAACGCUACCACUUCCUUCUCUAACUAUCGGAGGGGCUUUCCAGGAAAGAGCAGCAGAUGAAGAUGUUGGAGUUCAGACUCGGCCUACACUCAUGCCACCUUGGAUGCUUCGCCAUGUGAAUGGAUAGAAAGCUCUCCCUAGCCACCCAAAUGGGUUUUGGCAAGAUAUGAAAUUAAAGUUCUCCAUGAUCACAAAAUUGCUGUACCACAUGACUGUAUUUUGAAAAUCGAACUAUUUCAACGCUGCACCUUCUAGCGUCAAUAAUAAUUUUAUAAGGUCUAAACUUCA